This is a messenger RNA of Exophiala bonariae, 456 nucleotides long. RefSeq lists its product as uncharacterized. The record is from RefSeq and is a predicted model, not a curated record. NCBI's taxonomy places the organism in Eukaryota, Fungi, Ascomycota, Eurotiomycetes, Chaetothyriales, Herpotrichiellaceae. Bases 1 to 456 code for a protein of 151 amino acids. Gene Ontology annotation, cellular component: CST complex. Gene Ontology annotation, biological process: telomere capping. The transcript is spliced from 2 exons. Gene Ontology annotation, molecular function: single-stranded telomeric DNA binding.
AUGAGUAGUGCCACAAAUCCGCCUGCGCCCAGCCGGUUCAUCCAUGUCUCAGAGAUCCCGCCGCUCCCUUCUGGCACUAAAGUGAGGUGUCUUGGUUGUGUCGUCCAGUACGACAUCACAACAGGUCGGCUCCUUCUGGAACAAACAUUCCCAAAGACUUUCCAUUCUAAGCACCAGGUAUGGGUUGAUGUCAACCUCGUCCUUGAAACCAUAGAUGCCCAGGUUCUCUGUCCAGGGGCAUGGGUAAAUGUGAUUGGGUACACGAGGAAUCACGGCUCUCGGAGCGACAACAAGAAUACAGCUGAGCAGGGCUCUGGGAAAGGCAUGGCUCUCCAGGCAAUCCUGAUCUGGAGCGCUGGGGCGCUGCGAGUGGAAGAUUACACCUCCAUUGUCGAAGAACAGAGACUUGUUCAAAAGCAGUUCAGGGCCCAUCGUAACACGAUGGAAAAGAGGUAG